Scylla paramamosain (green mud crab) is the source of this 5779-nucleotide messenger RNA. It is a transcript of the gene Rev1, whose product is annotated as DNA repair protein REV1-like. Gene Ontology annotation, biological process: error-prone translesion synthesis; error-free translesion synthesis. The coding region runs from base 366 to 4352 and encodes 1328 amino acids. The transcript has 17 exons. The record is from RefSeq and is a predicted model, not a curated record. Gene Ontology annotation, cellular component: nucleus. Lineage: Eukaryota; Metazoa; Arthropoda; Malacostraca; Decapoda; Portunidae. Gene Ontology annotation, molecular function: deoxycytidyl transferase activity; damaged DNA binding; DNA-directed DNA polymerase activity.
AAGAUGUAAACAUGCCAAGGCCACCAGCGCGGGUUGCAGCAUGAUGGUGUACUGUGUCAGGACUCACAGGGGCAGCGUAAACGACAGCCUCAACGUAUCGAUGAUGCAAGAACGACUACACGUAAUUUUCAUUUAGGUGUUAAGCGAGCACUGCUUACGAAUACCUUGCCUGUCAUGAAGCACGUGAUGAGAUGUGCAGUGUAACGCAACACCGCUCGUGUGAUCACCGUGUUGUCUCCUAGAAGCAUCCAGAGUUGUGUGACAGCAAAGAAGCUGCCCACUAGAGCAGACCCACACUUGUUACUACCAUAUGAAGACCACAGCCACUGAGGGCCCGAAUUGCUGGAAACCAAGCAAAAGGAGUCAUGUGUGGCCGAGGUGGAGGGCGGCGUCGGAGAGGCUAUGGGCCCAGCGGCUUCGAGGAAGCGGGAGGCUAUAUGGCUGCCAAGAUCAGCAAACUGCAGAACCAAUACAAAGACUCUGUUAGCACCAGGGAAGGGGAGGAGAAGAAGGGGUUGUUCCAUGGAGUAGCAAUAUUUGUAAAUGGUUACACAGAGCCCACUGCGGAGGAACUGAAGCGAUUAAUGAUGGUGCACGGAGGCACCUAUCACCAUUACUACUCCCGCAGCCAGACUACCCACAUCAUUGCCAACAACCUCCCAGACACCAAGAUCAAGAACAUGAACACAGAGAGAAUUGUCAGUCCUAAAUGGAUCAUAAACUCUAUUGCUGCAGGCCACCUGCUGGACUACACCAAGUAUAUCCUCUAUGGUAACCAAUCCAGGAGUCAGCCACGGUUGCAGUUUAAGUCAGCACUACCACCUGAUAAAGGUACAGAGUCUCUUGAGAAUUUGGUAAAUGAGUCUUCUGUGAAGGAUGAACAGAAAUCUGAGACAUAUAAAGAAAGCAAAUGUAUUUCUCUGACAAAUGAUGCUCUGGGUGCACAUCAGGGUAACACUGCAGCCUCAGACAACUCUGAAGAUACUGAAGCAAAAAUAGAGGGUGAAAGAGACUUUAAGAGACAUUUAGUGAUCUCUGCCAACUCUCCUAACAGCAACAUAGACAACAAGCAUAGUCCUGUAAAGGGGCAUGCAAUGAGUACUGCCAACCCAAAGUUCCUCUCAGAAUUCUACAACAACUCAAGACUCCAUCACAUAUCAACAAUGGGUGCCAUGUUUAAGGAAUACAUCAAUGAGCUGCAAAACAAAGGUGAUGGCUUUCCUGGUAGAGAGAAACUGAAAGAAUGGAUAACAAAUAGAGGUUUCUCAAAAAAUGGAACAACUGUAAAUGAAGGUUUCCAAUGUUCAUCUCCUCAAGGUAAAAACAAGAGAAUAAUCAUGCACAUUGACAUGGACUGCUUCUUUGUGUCUGUUGGGCUUCGGAAGCACCCAGAACUUCGGGACAAGCCGGUGGCAGUGACCCAUGGACGAGGGAACUCCCAGGGACAUGUAAGGGAAGGAAUGGAUCGCCAAUAUGAGCUAAACUUCUACAAACAGCGUGCACAAAAAAAAUUAAAAGCUAAAAUGCUUGCAACAGGAUCCACUAUUAAAGAUGAAGACCUGACAGCUGGACAGCAGGAUGGCGAUGAGCAUAAAGAACAAAGUACUGAACGUCUAGAGAAGAGAUUUGCCACCAUUGACCUCAUUGAUGACACAAGCUCACUGUCAGAGAUUGCAUCAUGUAACUAUGAGGCACGUAAGGCAGGUGUGAGGAAUGGCAUGUUCCUUGGCCCUGCCUUGAAGCUGUGUCCCCACCUGAAGACCAUUCCCUAUGACUUUGAAGGAUAUAAGGAGGUGUCCUACAAGCUGUAUGACAUUGUGGCCAGCUUCACCCAUGACAUUGAGGCUGUCAGCUGUGAUGAGAUGUUUGUGGAUCUGACAGAACUCUUGCAGUCCUGCAAGGUGUCACCAGAGGAUUUUACAACAUAUCUGCGGGAGAGAGUACAGGAAGAGACUGGAUGUCCCUGCUCCGCUGGCCUUGGUGCCAAUAUGUUAGUGGCCCGCAUGGCCACACGUCAUGCCAAGCCCAACGGCCAGCAUUGGGCUGACCCAGAGGACUUGCUGCUGUACAUGAAGGACCACAAGGCCACAGAGCUUCCAGGUGUUGGCUGGUCCACUGGGAAGCGGUUGGAGGCUGAGGGGUUGACAACUUGUGGGGACCUGCAGAAGUGUUCCCUUGGUCAGCUCCAAUCACUGCUUGGCCCCCGUACUGGACACUCUCUUUACAAUUACUGCCGAGGAGUUGAUACCCGUGCCGUGAAGAGCGAGCAUGUGAGGAAGUCAGUAUCAGCAGAAGUGAAUUAUGGCAUACGAUUCACCUGCCAGAAUGAUGCACACAAGUUCAUCAGCGAGCUAGCAGCUGAAGUGGAGAGCAGACUUGCAGCCAUCAAAAUGAAGGGAAAGUGUAUCACACUCAAGUUAAAGGUUCGUGCCAAAGAUGCUCCAAUAGAGACUGCCAAGUUCAUGGGUCAUGGUGUGUGUGACAACAUAGCCAAGUCUGUCUCCCUUUCCAUGUCCACCUCUUCUGCUGACAUUAUUGAGAGAGAGACCUUGGGAUUGCUGAAGCAGAUCAAGAACCCACCUCAGGAUUUCAGAGGAGUUGGAAUUCAGGUGUCUCGUCUGGAGGCUGCUUGUGCCUCAAAGCCUCCUGGCACAUCUAUAAAGAGUUUCCUAUUGGGAGCCAAAAAGAAAGCUCCUGGAAUGGGAACCCAUGCUGCAGGAACCCUUGUUGCAGAUAUUUCUGUGAGUAAAGAUGAAACUUCAGUAUCAGGUAGCAGUAAUCCUGAAGUGGUAGUAAAGGAUUCAAUCAAGAAUUUCCUAUUGGGAGCUAAAAAGAAAUCUUCUGGAAUGGGAGGAAGUCCUGCAGGAACCCUUGUCAUGGAUGCCUUUCUUGGUGCAGGUGACACUUCAGCACCAGAAAACAGAAAUGUUGAAGUGCUGACAAAACAUUCAAGAGAGACUAAGCCGAGCCAUCAGGAGCAUGAUGCUGGCCAGUCAACUGAUGCAGGUCACUUACUGUCUGGAAGUCACCAACCAACAAGUUUAUCAAAUAGCACAUCUUGUAGUGAGUCAAAAAGCAUUGAUAUGGAGGUGUUGCUGGCCUUACCUGAGGACAUGAGGGAUCAAGUCAUUGCAGAGUACAAGCAGCAGGGUUACAUCAUCCCAAUCCUUCCCAGUGGCAGAGACAGCAGCACUGCCUGCAGGCCUGCACCACAGCCACAGCCACAGCCAAGUACUUCAGGUUAUAUAGAACCUGAAGAGAGAAAUAGGCGGGAAACCUACACCAUUAAUAAGCCACAAUCUGCUGUUGAUGGAGCUGGGAGAAGCAGGAACACACCAGAUGAAAGCAGGUCAGAAAUAAGAGAUGGUGGCAGAGGAAGGGACACUUUGGCCAACAGACAGAAUUCAGCAGCAGAGGCAGCAGUUGUCAGGGAGCCAGCAGCUAUUGAGAAUAUUGGAGAAACUUCACAUUCCAGUCACAGCUUUGCCACAUUCACAGAAUAUGCUCAAGAUUCUGCACUGAUCACAAGUUUUUCUCAGGUAGAUGCCAGCUUCUUAGAGGCCAUUCCUGAAGAGUUGCAAAAGGAGUUGAAGCAAGAUCUGGAGCAUCUCAAGCAAGUGAGAGAAGCUGCUGCUCCAUUGCCAGGAAACAAUGGAUUGCAAAGAUCACCACUCAAGCAGGAAAAUAUGUGCAGCAGAGGGCGAGGCCAGCAUAGAGGCCGACGAGGGAGAAGAGGCAAGGUUGACUCCCGAAGGGUAGAGGCUGAGGGCUUGGUCACUCUCACCAGCAUGUUUCUUGGCAACACUGACAAGCAUGGGAACUUCACAAUUAAGAAGAACAUUACUAGUGGUAAGAAAAGAGACAGAUCACCAAGUUCAAGAGAAACAGGACCAGACUGUGCAUCACCAAAAAAGAAGUCUGUUCCAGCACAGCAAAGGGAAGAGCAGCCCAAGGUCAGUGGGGACCCUGAACCAGCAGCACAUGUCACUGAUGAGUUGCUGCCGACAAGUGAGCAAAUGAAAGAGAAGAAGGUCCCAAUUGAAGUGGUUCCUGAUCUCUGUGGCAUGAAGGAGCUUUCCGAUGUGAAGUCCUUGAUACAGGCUUGGGUUGCAUCUUGUGUCCACCCAGAGAAUGAGGAUGCAGACAUCCUGGCAGGCUACUUCACCAGCCUCAUCACCUUCCACGACCUGGAGAAGCUGGACUGCCUCAUUAAGUAUUUGUACAGGCAAAUUCUUAAAACAAAGAACAAACUGUGGGAGUCAGCUUAUCAAGUUGUGAUAAGCCAGGUACAGUUAAUCAUGCUGGAGGCACAUGGGACCAAGCUGAAAGUUAAAAUGUUUGAAAAUUCAUGAGAUUGUGUGACAGUGAAGAAAGGAAACAAAUGACUUAUAGGCUUAAGGUCCCACAACAACACAGUCAUAGGGUGCUUGAUAGAAUUAUGAGAAAGUGGCAUUUAUCCUUUCCCACCAUGAGAGUGUGGCAUUGAAAAAUGUUUGUUGCAUGCCUUCAAAAUGCAGUAAUAUCAUGGAAGCUUUAAUUUGUGAAAGUUUCAAGAUCACCAUGGACAUAUUCAUACUAUAAAUAACUUUCCAGGAAUAAGUUAAUGUACCAAAUUACUUUAAUUUUAUAAUCUCAUGAGGGUGGGAAUCCUUUACCAGAAUUUCUGAUUUAGUUUAAAAAUAGUAUAUUUUGGUAUAUUUUCUUUGCUUUGGUCUCCUUUGUAUUGUGUCAUGAAACAGUAAUUGUGUCUGUGUUCUAUUCAUAACCCAAGUUAAUGCAAAUUUUACUUGGAAAAUCCUUCAUAAGUUAUUCCUGAAUCUGUACUUAUAUAUUUGAUGAAAUAAUUUUCAUAAAUAACUGAUGAAUUGGUAUACACCUUGAUUGCCUCACACCUGCAGGGAUAUAAUAUAACUCUAUGCACUGGUUCUCCAUGGACACAUACUUUCCUUGCUGCCUCUCAGUCACCUCAUUCAUGUUAAGUUUACUCUCCUCAGUUAUCUAAUACAGGUGGUUGUGUCUGUCAUGUACUUCCUUUCAUUUCUCUUACCACCCCAUCCCUGCAGAGGUCAUGUUGAUACUACAUACUUUAGUCUCAUUUGUAUGACUGAAGUUCCCCCAUGCAUUCUAAAACAUCUUUUCUUUUCUUUUUGUACAUUGCCUUAAAAGUUAUCUUAUAGCCAUCCAUAAACACCAAAUUUUUAGCAUUUCAUAUUUUUUUUAAUGAAGGUGAUAAAUUUAAGCAUAAGAUUAUGAAUUACAGAACAAUAAAUGUAAUAUAUUUAAGAACAGCUUUAUGAAAAAUACUCUGUGCUCAGUCAUGCUACCAAAAUCUAAUUAUAGUACAAAAACUGAAAUGUUUGGUUUUGAGCCUCUGAUACAUAUUCUUUGUCUAGAUAGUUGCAUGUUAUUUCCAUGAAUGUAUGCAGGUUAUGUAGGAAGGACUGUGCAGUGUGCAGGCUAGUCAAUCUCCUCAUCAGGUGUGUGUGUUUGUGUGUGUGUGUGUGUGUGUGUGUGUGUGUGUGUGUGUGUGUGUGUGUGUGUGCAUGCUCCAGAUUUUUCACAGAAUUCUAGUCAGAUGACUGAUGUGUUCUCUGUUUUAAUCUGAUGUCAUCUGAUAAUUUAUCUCUUGGCAUAAGGCCACUGAUAAAGCAAGCCUCUGUGAUAGUAGAUUAUGUACAUUACAGUUUUCCUGGGAAUUUUCUAAUUUUAUAUUUUUUUCACCAACUGAAUUUGUAAAUGAUUUUCAAUAAACUGAAAUAUAAGUACAGUGUAUAGUAAA